CAAGAAAGGAAACCUGAAGAGACACCAGUGGAUCCACGUGGCAGAGGAGCUCUUCACUUGCGGGGAGUGUGGGAGGCGCUUCGCCACCCGGGGCCACCUCACGACCCACCAGAGUGUCCACACAGGAGAGAGGCCCUUCUGCUGCGGGGAGUGCGGGCGCUGCUUCCACCUGGAGAUAUGCCUGGCUUCCCACCGGAAGACACACGCCAAGGGUGGUCCCUACCUCUGUGCCCACUGCGGCAAGAGUCUGAGCACAAAGAUCUACUUCAACAUCCACAUGCGGACUCACACAGAGAAGAGGCCAUUCGCCUGCACUGAGUGUGGGAAGAGCUUCGUGAAGAAGGGGACCCUCACUGCCCACAAGGAGAUCCACAAGCGAGAGAAGCCCUUCAAAUGCCCCAACUGCAGUAGGUGCUUUGGGCAAAGUGCCACACUGGUGGCCCACCAGAAGAUACACCUCUGUGGGGGUCCUUUAAUUUGUACUGAGUGUGGGAAAAGCUUGAGCACCAAACGGUAUUUCAACGUCCACCAGAGGAACCACGCUAAGCAAAAGCCACUUGAGGAUCACAUCAAUGGUCCGUCUCUUCAGGUCAUUCAGAUUAAAGAGGAAACUGAUUUUGCCUUCAGG
Messenger RNA from Apaloderma vittatum (bar-tailed trogon), 628 nucleotides. Its product is annotated as gastrula zinc finger protein XlCGF49.1-like. The transcript has a single exon. The annotation marks the transcript as partial. NCBI's taxonomy places the organism in Eukaryota, Metazoa, Chordata, Aves, Trogoniformes, Trogonidae. The record is from RefSeq and is a predicted model, not a curated record.